GAUCUCUCAUUUACGAUGAGCAGGUUUAUGUCCUCACGAUCAACCAACCUGAUCAGCAGCUCAACUGGCACAAGCAGCAAGAACCUGUCUCGCAAAAGGAAAGUCAGCUCUGCAGUAUACCAGCUGCAGUACCAUGAUCAGCCAGGCCACGAUAAGAAUGCCAGGGAGGCUCACAGUCAGACAGAGAAACGACGCAGGGAUAAGAUGAACAGCUUCAUAGAUGAGUUGGCUUCAUUAGUGCCUACAUGCAACACUAAAUCCCGCAAACCGGACAAACUCUCAGUCUUGCGAAUGGCAGUCCAACACAUGAAGACUUUACAAAGUUCUACUGCCAAACUUCACACAGACGUUAACCACAAACCUACAUUCCUAUCUGAGGAGGAGCUAAAACACUUAAUCCUGAGGGCAGCUGAUGGCUUUCUGUUUGUUGUUGAUUGUGAUCGAGGAAAAAUACUGUUUGUUUCUGAAUCAGUGGACAAUAUCCUAAAUUAUAGCAAGAAUGACCUGAUUGGCCAGAGCCUGUUUGAUUACUUGCAUCCUAAAGACAUUGCAAAAGUCAAGGAGCAACUGACUUCAGCUGAUAUCACACCAGGAGAGAGAUGCAUCCAUGCAAAAUGUGGUCUUUCAGUGAAAACUGACAUGAACUCAUGCUCUUUGAGACUUUGUUCUGGGGUGAGACGCUCAUUUUUCUGCAGGAUGAAGUGCAACCGAUCCCUGCUAAAUAAGGACGAGGAUGAUUUUUCCUCCACCUGCCUGAAAAAAAAUGAGGAGCAUAAGGGCUUCUGCACCAUUCAUAACACUGGGUACUUAAAAAGCUGGUCUCCUGCUGAGGUGGAUCUGGAUGAAAAUAACCAGCUUGACAUUGACGGAUGUCACUCAAGCUGUCUGGUGGCUGUUGGCCGGUUGCAUCCCCACACUGUUUCUCAGCCAGCACUGUAUGACAUCAAGGUCAAGCCGAUGGAGUUCGUUUCACGUCAUGCUAUUGAUGGGAAGUUUGUCUUUGUAGAUCAAAGGGCCACUGCUAUUUUGGCUUACCUUCCUCAAGAGCUGCUGGGAACGUCCUUUUAUGAAUACUGUCAUGAAGAUGACAUUGCCCAUUUAGCAGAAUGUCACUGGCAAGUGCUGCAGAUGAGAAAGAGGAUCAAUACGAAGUGCUACAAAUUGAAAAUAAAAAAUGGCUCAUUUAUCACACUUAGAAGUCACUGGUUCAGUUUCUUAAAUCCCUGGACAAAAGAGGUGGAGUACAUUGUCUCCACCAACACUGUAGUCACGUAA
This is a messenger RNA of Scomber japonicus (chub mackerel), 1275 nucleotides long. RefSeq names its product basic helix-loop-helix ARNT-like protein 1. Gene Ontology annotation, biological process: circadian rhythm; regulation of transcription by RNA polymerase II. The transcript has 11 exons. Gene Ontology annotation, cellular component: cytoplasm; nucleus; transcription regulator complex. The record is from RefSeq and is a predicted model, not a curated record. Lineage: Eukaryota; Metazoa; Chordata; Actinopteri; Scombriformes; Scombridae. The coding region runs from base 16 to 1275 and encodes 419 amino acids. Gene Ontology annotation, molecular function: RNA polymerase II cis-regulatory region sequence-specific DNA binding; DNA-binding transcription factor activity, RNA polymerase II-specific; protein dimerization activity.